Balaenoptera ricei (Rice's whale) is the source of this 1409-nucleotide messenger RNA. RefSeq names its product chromobox 8 (gene CBX8). The coding region runs from base 35 to 1150 and encodes 371 amino acids. NCBI's taxonomy places the organism in Eukaryota, Metazoa, Chordata, Mammalia, Artiodactyla, Balaenopteridae. The transcript is spliced from 5 exons. The record is from RefSeq and is a predicted model, not a curated record.
UGGAAGCGGCCAAGGGGGGAAGCGGCGAGUCAACAUGGAGCUUUCAGCGGUGGGGGAGCGGGUGUUCGCGGCCGAAGCCCUCCUGAAGCGGCGCAUACGGAAAGGACGCAUGGAAUACCUCGUGAAAUGGAAGGGCUGGUCGCAGAAGUACAGCACAUGGGAACCUGAAGAAAACAUCCUGGAUGCUCGCCUGCUCGCAGCCUUUGAGGAAAGGGAACGAGAGAUGGAGCUCUAUGGCCCCAAAAAGCGAGGACCCAAACCCAAAACCUUCCUGCUCAAGGCCCAGGCCAAGGCAAAGGCCAAAACUUACGAGUUCCGAAGUGACUCUGCCCGAGGCAUUCGGAUCCCCUAUCCCGGCCGCUCCCCCCAAGAACUGGCCUCUACUUCUCGGGCCCGUGAGGGCCUUCGGAACAUGGGUCUUUCCCCACCGGGGAGCAGCAGCACCUGCCGAGUGGAGCCCCCUCGGGACCGUGAUCGGGAACGGGAUCGAGAGAGGGAGAGGGAACGAGAGCGUGAACGGGGUGCUAGCCGCGCAGACGACAAACCCAGCUCGCCAGGUGACAGCUCCAAGAAGCGAGGUCCCAAGCCCCGGAAAGAGCUCCUGGACCCCUCACAAAGGCCCUUGGGAGAACCCAGUGAUGGCCUUGGAGAUUACCUCAAGGGCAGGAAGCUGGACGACACUGCUUCCGGGGCAGGAAAGUUCCCAGCUGGCCACAGUGUGAUCCAGCUGGCUCGAAGGCAGGACUCGGACCUGGCCCAGUGCGGUGUGGCCAGCCCCAGCCCGGCUGAGGCCACGGGCAAGCUGGCUGUGGACACCUUUCCAGCCAGGGUCAUAAAGCACAGGGCCGCUUUCCUGGAGGCCAAAGGCCAGGGCACCCUGGACCCUGGUGGCCCCCGGGUCCGGCAUGGCUCAGGCACCCCCAGCUCUGUGGGGGGCUUGUAUCGGGACAUGGGGGCCCAAGGGGGAAGGCCCUCCCUCAUCGCCAGGAUCCCAGUGGCCAGAAUCCUGGGGGACCCAGAGGAAGAAUCCUGGAGCCCCUCUCUGACCAACUUGGAGAAGGUGGUGGUCACCGACGUGACCUCAAACUUUUUGACCGUCACAAUUAAGGAAAGUAACACGGACCAAGGCUUUUUUAAAGAGAAAAGAUGAAUUGCUGGGUGGGUGAACCCAGGACAAGAGAGCAGGAGAGAGAGUGAGAGUGCAAACUUGGCAUAAUGCUUUUUAUUUCUGGGUGGGAGGUGGCCUUCUGGCUGGUCCUGUCCCAUCCCUACCUUCACAUAACCCCCUUCUUUUCAUCCCUCCCCCUCAGUUUUGGUUGGAAAGAUUAUCUCUAGAGUUAUAUUUUCUAUUAGAUGUAAAUAUGUUAUUUAAGAAAAAAUAUCUAAAUAUAUAUAUUUCAACUCUUGAA